AUGAAUCAUUGUCUGUUGGUACUACUUCUCAUCAUCUCUGCCCAGUUGGCCAUGCUACAACGUUGUAAUGCUCAGUGUAAUCCAGCCACGUUGACUCCAUUCUUCAAUGGAUCUAUCAUUGGUGUCCGUGUCGUCACUCUGGACCAGGAUGGUAACGUGGCCGUCUUCCAAGGCAACUCCAAGGGCACGAGCAACUUCUUCUUCUCUGUCAUCAACAAUGUCAACAGCUUCAAUGUGAUCACUUCCACACUGCAGUCCUGUGGCAGCAAUGGUCUGCUGCAGCCAUUCGAUGUCAACCAAGUGGUUCUGCCAUUUGAGAACUCUCAGGCCUUCACCAUCUCCAACCAGGCCGUGGUUACGCUCACGAUCAAUCAACAACGCACCAUUAUCCGACUGAGUUUCUGUUCCAGUGCUGUGGCCUUUGGAUCGGACUCCAACAACAUCCUCUACUCAUUCUACUUCACGUUCUCACCAUAUGGCCAGAUACAACAGACAUGCACACCAGGUAACACGACAACCACAACUACCACCACGGGCCCAUCGACCACGGCAGUCGCACCAACAACGUCUACAACUGGAUCAUCGACAUCUACGACUACAUCCACGUCUACAACUGGAUCACCUACAACAUCGACCACCUCAACUACCUCCUCUCCAACGACCUCGACCACUUCCACAACCGGCUCAACGACAUCAACUACCUCCUCUACCUCAUCAACUUCGUCGACAUCAACCACUGGCACUCCAGCAACCUCAUCGACAUCCACUACCUCUACUACAUCUCCAACCUCAACCUCAACCUCAACUACCUCCACAACAUCCUCUCCCUUUACAACUCUAACUACUCUCACAACAAUCACACCUACAUCAACAUCGACAACCUCAACUUCAACUUCAACAACAUCAUCACCACCAACUACUACUACUACUUCGACAUCAACAACAACGACAUCACCGUCAACCACUACUACUUCUUCAACAACAUCAUCUACUGUACCUAACCUUGCAUUCGUUCUUAAUCAAACCAACUCUUGGUAUCUUGGAGAUCAGAAGUACUACUUGAUCGAUGGCAAGAUGACCAACAUAGGUACGAGCUCGGUCAAGGAUUUGAAGUUAUCCUGCCCAACUCCGAUUCGUGAUUCUGCAUCUGUGUGGGGACUCGUUGUUGUGUCACCAGGCGUGUACACCCUCCCCAACUACCAAUCAACACUUGGAGCAGGAGAGACAUUAGACUUUGGCCUGGUAACUAUUGGUGACCCACAUCCAUCUUUUAAGGCCAUGUAG
Acytostelium subglobosum LB1 is the source of this 1284-nucleotide messenger RNA. RefSeq lists its product as hypothetical. The coding region runs from base 1 to 1284 and encodes 427 amino acids. The transcript has a single exon. NCBI's taxonomy places the organism in Eukaryota, Evosea, Eumycetozoa, Acytosteliales, Acytosteliaceae. The record is from RefSeq and is a predicted model, not a curated record. Gene Ontology annotation, molecular function: carbohydrate binding.